Molecule: messenger RNA, 627 nt
Organism: Camelina sativa (false flax)
Lineage: Eukaryota; Viridiplantae; Streptophyta; Magnoliopsida; Brassicales; Brassicaceae
Molecular function (GO): zinc ion binding; nucleic acid binding
Source: RefSeq, a predicted model, not a curated record
AUGCAAAGGGUUGCCAAUAGGUCUAUUAUUGCUGAAAAAGAAGCUGCAAAAUUCACAAAAAAGGCAAGGAAAGAGCUGGAAAAAUCUUGUGAAGAAGCGCAAUAUUGUGCAUUGAUUUCUAGCACCGGUGGAGAAUAUGAGAUUGUUGAGUUCGGGAUUGGAUACACCCUCAACUUGAACAAUCGUGAAUGUGCAUGCAGAAAAUGGGAUUUGACGGGUAUACCUUGUCGUCAUGCUGUGUGUGCAAUCAGAGAACUCAAUCUGGAAGUGGAAGACUAUAUAUCAAAUUAUUACUUGAGUGAGAAAUGGAAGGGAACAUAUAGAAGAGGCUUGAGGCCUGUUAAUGGAGUUAAGUUUUGGGAAGAUUCUGGUAAACCAAGAAUUGUUGCACCUCCUUAUAAACGACCUGCAGGGAGACCUAAGGGAAAAGCUAGGAUCAAGGGGCUUAAUGAAUCACCACGCAAAAAAAAGUCUGAGACGAAGGUUGAUCGAAAAGGAAGAAUAGUGCAUUGUGGUCUAUGUGGUGAACAAGGACAUAAUUCAAGAAAGUGUCCUCAUGAGUCUCCGGAGAGCAGGGCAAAGAGAAGGAAGCUUAUGGUGACUCCUCUAUUGGAAGCUCAAGAUUAA